This is a messenger RNA of Papaver somniferum (opium poppy), 1667 nucleotides long. RefSeq lists its product as uncharacterized. The transcript is spliced from 3 exons. Lineage: Eukaryota; Viridiplantae; Streptophyta; Magnoliopsida; Ranunculales; Papaveraceae. The record is from RefSeq and is a predicted model, not a curated record. The coding region runs from base 1156 to 1551 and encodes 131 amino acids.
CGGGUGGACUAGCCAUUAACUGGGUCAUGAAAAAGUGGACUAAACAGUAAUUCCUACUUUGGAAUUUAAUCGUCAUCUCGGUCAUUUGGUGGAAUGUCACAUGUCUCGUGAAAGGUUGGAACAUGCUAAUACUAAUAUCCAGUAGUUGAAGAAGGAACUUGCUGAGGAGAAAGAGUGUGUGGGAAAGAUCGAGAAGAAGAACCGCGGUCUGAGUGGUAAGAUUUACUGUUUUAUCAACUUUAUUCUUUUAAUUUACUUCCCAUUUUGGUAGUAUAUCCUUAUUUUAUCCUUCAUUAAGUUCGGAGCGUGAAACGACAGAUGGAAGCUAGCGAAGCUAGUUACAAGGUUGAGGAUAUACAAGAUGAAAAUCUGAAUCUAACGAGCCAGAUAGAUAGCUUAGGAACCGAGAAUGAGAUAUUGAAAGAAAAAGUAGAAUCUCUUUGUUCGCAAGUGGAUCAACUGACUAUUUAUUGUAACAAUAUUAAUGAGCUGAAUGUUCGUCUCCAUAACGAGGGGGUUAACUAGGAACAAGAAUACAUGCUUGCUGAACAUCAUGUAGGCAUUCUUCGUGAUGAAAAUGAAGAUUUGAAUAUUGAACUUAAAUGCAGUAACGAGAAUCUUGAGACUCUAAGAAAUCUUUAUUCCAAGUCUUAAGGUUCUAUUGAACAAUUAAAGAAGGAUAAUGCUAGGAUAAUUAAGAGAAAGGAUAAAACCGAAGAUAAUCUGCGAAAGGAUCAAAAUGAAAUCUAUGAUUUAAAAGUUAGAAACUAUCGGUUGGAAGACGAAUUUAAAUUUCCUUUUUCUCGUUUGGAUAAAGUUGCAUCUCGUCAAGGCAAAGAGCUUGGAGUUUCUCGUUCAGAUAAAAAAUCAGCGAAGCCUCGCCAAGAGAAGAAACAUGUGGUAUCUCAUCAAGAUAAGAAUCAGGUUAACCCAUGUUCUGAAGGAUGUUCUCGUCUUGAAGAUGCAAAUCUUGAAAUUGCGAGACUAGAUAGCUUAAUUAAAUGAUGAUAUCGGACAGACCAUUAAAUCCACUAUCCUUCAGAAGGAAGAAACUGAGAAUUCUUUGAGAAAUCAAAUUCUCCACCUUUCCCAUCAGAAGAAUGAAUAUGCUUAAAGGAGGAGGAGUUAAAAGAUACCAACGAGGACUUAGAGAACAUGGAGAUAGAUGCUAAGAACAUCGCUAAGAAAUCUCAACGAAAUGCUAACAUCUCCAAACAGAAUUUCGCUGAUGAAUUAUGUGACAUGCAUGGCUUGCCCCGUGAAAUUCUCGAGUUUGAUGAUAUAUCUGAGGAUGAACAACCUGAGAAGGGAAUUGCUGAAUCUGAAGCUGAAACUGGUAAUGGCGAUGAUGGUGACGAGGAUGAAGAAUCUGAUGAUGAUAUUUUUAUAGAUGAGCCUAUCAAGCCUUCGGAUAAAUCUUUUUCUCUUGCGGAUCCUCCUGCAAAAAAAGAUGAUGCUUAUGUUUUUCGUGAUGAAGUUGCUUCCGAGGAACAAGGACCUAAAGAUGCUGAGGAUGACCUUCAUUUGAACCAGUUGCUUAACCAGAACUAACUUUCUUUUAAUCAUGCUACUCUUUGUUUCCUUUUCCUAACAUUUACUAGGCGCUCCCAAGCUUGGGGCCUUACUUUAUCUUGGCUUUUAAUCUUCAUUUUAUUUUGCUUUCAUCA